AUGGCUAAUGGUAAUGGAAGUGAGUCAUCAGUUAGUGGUACGGAAUCGAUGGAAAGAGUAAUGGAAAGAGCGGUUGCUAGUUUUCUACAAGCCUUUCAAGCUAACAUCACCAAUGGGACGCCGGGACGGCAAGAGGGGCCGAUUACCAUAAAACAGUUCCAGGAUCUGAAACCCACCACAUUUACCGGCAGCCCAGACCCAAUGGUAGCAGACGCUUGGGUGAAAGACAUGGAAAAGAUUUUUCGUGCCCUACCUUGCACCGAGAGGCAAAAGAAGGAAUCCGAAUUCAUACAUCUGAAACAAGGAACUAUGACGGUGGCCGAAUAUGAGAGAAAGUUCACACAACUCGCUCGGUUUGUAACAUACGCCAUCCCCACCGAAACUCGAAAAACAAGAAAAUUUGAAGCAGGUUUGGAUGUUGGAAUUAAAGACAGGCUUGAAGUCUUGAAAUUGCCAACCUAUGCAAAAGUGGUGGACCGGGCGUACAUAGCAGAAAAGGGAAUUAAAGCCUCGCAUUCCGAAGAACCAAGCUACAAGAAGUGA
Molecule: messenger RNA, 543 nt
Organism: Camellia sinensis
Lineage: Eukaryota; Viridiplantae; Streptophyta; Magnoliopsida; Ericales; Theaceae
Source: RefSeq, a predicted model, not a curated record